AACGCCCCCCCUCACUGCCUCACUUGUAAAACCUCUGGAUUUUUCUUUAUUUUUAUCACCACCAUCCUUCACCCUCUUCUUUAUACUGCACGUGCCUUUUUUCCUGUUGUCGCUCGAAAGAAGCUGUCAGCACAAGAUGCGUCUGACCGUACUAGUCUCGUCGCUACUCUUAGCGACAACUGCUACCGCUGGCGGUCCUAGCUUUGGCCAGGCUGAGAAGAAGUACCUAGAACAUGUUGCCAACAGACUCAAGAACCACGCUGCGAAGGUCGAGGCUGCCCCGGUCGUCGAGCGUGAUGUUGCUAAAGUUCAAGAACCCAAAUUCCUGAAUGACAACACCACAAGGUUUGCCGUCGACGGGAAGAACAUUCCUGAUGUUGACUUUGAUGUGGGAGAGUCCUAUGCUGGCACCUUGCCCAUCAGCCAGGACCCCGAGGAGAAGAGCGAGCUUUUCUGGUGGUUCUUCCCAUCUACGAACCCCGCUGCUAAGAAGGAGAUCCUGAUAUGGCUCAACGGUGGUCCCGGCUGCUCCUCACUGGAAGGUUUCCUCCAAGAAAACGGCCCGUUCCUCUGGCAGUAUGGCACUUACAAGCCCGUCAAGAACCCCUGGAGCUGGCACACCCUGACCAACGUCAUCUGGGUCGAGCAGCCCGUCGGCACCGGCUUCUCUACCGGCAACGUCACCGCCACUAGCGAGGAGGAUGUUGCCGCUCAAUUCAUGGGUUUCUGGAAGAACUUCAUCGACACCUUUGCCAUGCAGGGCUACAAGGUGUACAUCACCGGCGAAUCCUAUGCCGGCCUCUACUGCCCCUACAUCGCCUCCGCCUUCCUUGACGCCAAUGACAAGACCUACUACGACAUGUCCGGCCUGAUGAUCUACGACCCCGUAAUCUCGUGGGACGAAGUCGCCGAGCAGGUCCCUGUCGUCCAGUUCACCGAGUACUGGUCGGGACUCUUCCCCUUCAACGACACCUUCCGGGCGCACAUCAAGUCGGUCGACGCCAAAUGCGGCUAUUCCGACUUCGUCUCGCAGUACCUGGUGUAUCCGCCCAAGGGCCUACAGCCCUCCAAGCUGCCCGGUACCGAUCAGACCGGCACCACGCGCGACGAAUGCUGGGGACUGUUCUACGAGAUCUUCGACGCCAUUUUGCUGUUGAAUCCGUGCUUCAACAUCUACCAGGUGGCCACCACCUGUCCCCUGCUGUGGGACGUGCUUGGGUUUCCGGGAUCGAUGGGGUACCUGCCCGAGGGUGCCAAGGUGUAUUUUGACCGAGACGACGUCAAGAAGGCAGUCCACGCGCCUGAAAACGUCAAGUGGUCCAGUUGCUCGGAGCAGAACGUGUUCGUGGGCGGACGUGACCGGUCGGAGCCGUCGAGCUUCCAUGCCUUGCCGCAUGUCAUCGAUGCGACCAAGAACGUGAUCAUCGGCCACGGCGCGCUGGAUAUGGUCCUGAUCGCCAACGGCACCCUCCUGGGCAUCCAAAACAUGACUUGGGGCGGCAAGCUCGGGUUCCAGAACAAGCCCGACCAACCGUUUUAUGUGCCGUACAACACCAUGACGGACCUGUCGACGCUGGCGGCCGGCGGCGUGUUCGGAUCCAUGGGCAGCGAGCGAGGCUUGACCUGGGUACAGAUCGACAUGUCGGGCCACAUGGUGCCGCAGUAUGCGCCGUCGGCGGCGUACAGGCAGCUAGAGUUCUUGCUGGGCAGAGUCGACUGCUUGAACUGCACGGUCCCGUUCACGACGAACCCGGAUGCGCCGCAGAGCCAGCAGCCCUUGGGCGAGGGGACGGCGCCUCAGAGCUGGAGUCAGUUCCCGGGGAAGACGGGGAAACAGCAUGGAGGCGGAAGGGGCAGGUUCGUCAGGUGAAGGGGACGUAAUGGUGAUGAAGGUUAUGAUGGAUGAAGUGUUCCGAUACCAGUCGGCGAAUGAGGAGAGGUUCAAAACGAUCAAAAUUU
Neurospora hispaniola is the source of this 1959-nucleotide messenger RNA. RefSeq names its product putative serine-TYPE carboxypeptidase F precursor. The transcript is spliced from 3 exons. NCBI's taxonomy places the organism in Eukaryota, Fungi, Ascomycota, Sordariomycetes, Sordariales, Sordariaceae. The record is from RefSeq and is a predicted model, not a curated record. Gene Ontology annotation, biological process: proteolysis. Bases 137 to 1870 code for a protein of 577 amino acids. Gene Ontology annotation, molecular function: serine-type carboxypeptidase activity.